AUGGGCCACGGUAUUGCUAGACUGUUUUAUUUUAAUAAGGAUGGUCUUUUCCUAAUCAAAGCCAUCAAUGAAGUGGAUGAUGCCAGCAAGCAAACCACCUGUAUAAAGAUGGAGAUCUCUCAAGGAGGGGACUUCGCAGCCUUCCUCCUACAAGGAGCUGGAGAUAUUUGGCUGGAUGUGUAUAAAUUGCCCAAGGAGUCUUGGCUCAAGGAAGUGGAGCACCCCCAACCUGCUAUAAAUCCAAAGAAAAAAGUCAGACAGCCUCAACCGAAUACUCUUGAACCUGUGACUUCAGAGAAUUUAGAAAUGGAUAUGAACGUUUGUUUUAGAGGAGACAUUAAGCUGAGUCUUCCAGUUCACAUAAUGAAGAUCAAACCACCCAAACCAAUUACAGGUACCACAUUUAAAAGCCCCCUGGAAGUGUUCGCAAAGGUAGAGGACUAUUACGGGCUGGGCUCGGGGCAGAACCACUUCAUCAAGGACAGUCAGUGGGAGCAGCUGGCGGCCAUCUUCCUGGCACCACACGAGAAGUACCUGGACAAGGAGUGGGAAGAGGAGCCACCCAGCAUGGCCACGUUCCAUUUCCUCCUUCCCAGCAGCAUAAUUACAAUGCCAAUGGAAGUCAAGGGCCCCUCAGGGGUAGCCUGUGUCCUUGGCAUACACUGGGCUGGAAGUCACAACUUCUUCCUCUAUUCGCUUCACCGAACUCUGAAGGAUAAAGUCGACCCGGAGGGCGUCUGGCCCUGUGCUGCACCCAUUGCGGUCUCCCAGCUCAGCUACACCUGCACCUACCUAGUGCUGGCCUGUGAGGAUGGCGUGCUCACGCUGUGGGACCUGGCCGAAGGUUUCCCUCUUGGGGUCAUCGCUCUUCCCAAGGGAUGUUCCUGCCAGAGCAUUCACUUCCUGAAGUACUUCUUAGUCCACAAAGGACAGAACAUGUACCCUGAGAGUCCCUUGAAAUCCCAAAUGAAAUGUGUGGUGCUGUGCACAGAUUCUUCUCUCUAUCUGGUGACAGCCAAAAGGACCCAAGGACCCACCAUCAGCGUGCUUGUUGAGAGGCCUAUAAAGCACCUGGAUGAGGCCAUCUGUGCAGUGGCCCCGGUCCUAGCCUUACCCGGCAUGUUGCUGAUCUUCGGCAAGAAUGGCUCUGUACAGCUCAUGGAUGUGGCCAAGCCUCAGAUCAUCUGUGCCUUUGCUCUACCCAGAACCUACCAUCUGGCGGUCCCCUGGAAGCCCUUGUUUGCCGUGUCUGUUCAACACCCGUGUUUCCUGCUCCGAGGAGACCACCCAGAUGAAAUUGAAUCCGACGACACCAAGAACAUCCAGAAUUCUGUUUUCUAUUUUAAUCUCGAGGCCUACCCACUCCUGGAACACAUCUCAAGAAAUCACACCAUUCCUGAAACUGACAUGACAGAGAACAUGGCCUUUGCCCAGGUGCUGCCCUUGGAGAAAAGAUGCGAGAGUUUCCUCCAGAAGAGGUUCCAGAAGAUGGAGAAGAAGGUGAAAGAGCAGGAGCACUGGACCCGCCUUCGCAGAUAUUCCUUGCUUCUCCAAAGAGAGAACUUCAGGAAGUGACUGGGCUGUUGCCCUGGGCUCUGUGAAAAGGCUGACCGCAGGCCCGCUUCACCCCAGGGUGCCCCAAUGGCAAGAGACGCGGUGACAAAGGGCUGCAGCUCAGUAGGCCCAGGGGCCUGCUGGACUGGCCGUCUGGGACCUCAGCAAGGCGGAGGUAUGAUCUGGGGAGCCUUCAACCUUCAGCCGUUUGUCAGAGCCCUCAGAUGGGCAGAUGUGUCACCCCGAUAAACAGCGAUACUGUUUCCA
Molecule: messenger RNA, 1821 nt
Organism: Leptonychotes weddellii (Weddell seal)
Lineage: Eukaryota; Metazoa; Chordata; Mammalia; Carnivora; Phocidae
Source: RefSeq, a predicted model, not a curated record